This is a messenger RNA of Zasmidium cellare ATCC 36951, 2100 nucleotides long. RefSeq lists its product as uncharacterized. Gene Ontology annotation, biological process: DNA-templated transcription; regulation of DNA-templated transcription. NCBI's taxonomy places the organism in Eukaryota, Fungi, Ascomycota, Dothideomycetes, Mycosphaerellales, Mycosphaerellaceae. Gene Ontology annotation, molecular function: DNA binding; zinc ion binding; DNA-binding transcription factor activity, RNA polymerase II-specific. Gene Ontology annotation, cellular component: nucleus. The transcript has 4 exons. Bases 1 to 2100 code for a protein of 699 amino acids. The record is from RefSeq and is a predicted model, not a curated record.
AUGUCUACCGGAUUGAGUCGUCGGAAUGGCAAGGCAGCCUCGUGCGAACCAUGUCGCAAAGCCAAGAUCCGAUGCGAUCACCAGAAGCCCUGUGGCCGGUGCACAAGUCGUGGACUGACCGCAAGGUGCAUCUACCAUCCUGCUCCGUUGACUCGGCCUCGAAGACCGGGCAGCGGCCAGAUCCUGGACUUUACCUCAGCCACAUACCAAUGGGAUGUAGGGAACAAUCCUAGUCCGACGGGCCACGAGGCAGUCAAUCAUCCUAUCACUCCGGCGAGUGGUUUGAGUGAUGGCCUGCCUCUCCGGAUGACAUGGCCAUCCAGAGCGGUUCCCACAUACCGUCAAGGCCAACAGCCACCACAACUCCUGAACACCAUUUCAAGUGAUGGCGCAGAGGCUGAGAACCUCCAGACCGUCAAGUACGUGCUAUCUCAGCUGCGACACUUUGGAUUUCUGGAUCACUUGAUUGUCGAAUAUGGCUACCAUGCUCAAGCAAUUCUUGUGCCGAGCCCUAUCAUCCGGGCGAUUGUAAAUGAACUCCGUACUACUAGCGCCUCUUUGGCCAUCGAGGACUUCGACGACCACAGUGAAAAGCUCAAUAGUUUGGCAAGAUUGGUGCUAUCCAACUCGUCCAAGCCGGUGCAGUAUCCCACCCGGGACUUUGGAGUGGCCGAGUUCGUAUCAUUCUAUACUGGGGAGAAUCUACGGCUGGAGACCAUGGGCCUGAUCUAUGCCAUUACGGUGCGAGCUUUCCUUCUUGGUCUCGCUGGCGACGACCAUAAACGAGAAGACUUCGUGCAUGAGAUGUGCACGACAAGCUUUGUCUGUCUGCGUCUGGGACGAGAGUUGUGCACCGACAUUAGCGACAUGCAAGCCUUUCUGUCAUUUGAGGACCAUCGUCGUACGUCAGUGACGGAGGGAGACGCCACACCAGCAGUAUGGCGCAAACUAGGCGAAGCCAUUACUGACAUUUACGCCGCCGGCAUACACAGAGAGAAGAAUAACUCCAAAUUGCCAUUUUUCCUCGCCGAGUGUCGGAGGAAGGUCUAUGCACACUUAUUCAGAAGCGACAAGUUCAUUGCCACUCUCAUGGAGCUACCUCCUCGGAUGAUACGUCGAUACUCUGACACUCGUCUGCCACUAAACUUGACAGAUGACGAGCUACUGGCAGCUGCGAACGAGCAAGAGGCUCGACGAAUGCUCACGCCUGAUGGCUGGAACAUAGACAAUGUCCACAUGCCUACAACAUGGACACGAGCUCGGUGCAUGCUCGCCGAGAAUCAAGAAGAAAUUCUGGAUCAUCUCAAUCGGCCCAUAGAUGCUGGCAGUGCCGCCAGACUCCAUGGCGUACUCGACCAAUCAUACAAACGCUGGGAUUCUCUUCCCGAACACACACAUUAUAGUCGCGAAUGCUGGAACAAUGGCAUCUCAAUGCCGAUAUGCCUGAUGCUCUCCACGCUCCGACAGGCCUUCCUCCAAGGAAUCUUCUCCAUCUACAGGACACUUGAGCCCAUUGAGCCGAGCUGCUCUGCAGAGAUGUUGAAAGUUUCCAUGGAUAUUGUGAUGACUGCACACGACGUGGGGAGAAAUCUUAAUCGGGCUAUCUUCUUGCGUUACGAUUUUCCUUACGUUGUACUAUAUUACGGCCUACCAGCUGCAGGAGUACUGGUCAACGCUCUCCUCGAGGUCGCUCGAAGUAAAGGCACGCAGUCUCUACCAGACGGACUCAACCGAGCAUUCAUCAUACGACAGCUAUCAGUCUUCAUAUCCCAUCUAGAGAGCAUUUACAACCCAGGCGAUCCGAACUAUACCAUUUGUCUGAACGCCGCGAAAGCCAUCUCGCGCACAUUGGACGAUGCACUGGAUAUAUCUUCUGCUGCAAGCACGACGGUCAACUCAACGGCCGGGCCACAGACUCCAGCUUCGAAUAACGACGUGGGCGCUACACUGGCUUCUGCUAUGCCACUUAUGCUCAACAACGAACGAAAUGGAAUGGAGCUCGACAUCCUCUCUAGCAAUGGCCUUGAUGGCUUUGACUUCGCCACGUGGAUGAAAGAUAUUGACUGGACUGGCACGGGCGGCGAAUGGAGUAAUCUAUAA